This is a messenger RNA of Nomascus leucogenys (northern white-cheeked gibbon), 6851 nucleotides long. RefSeq names its product methyl-CpG binding domain protein 5 (gene MBD5). The record is from RefSeq and is a predicted model, not a curated record. The transcript is spliced from 11 exons. The coding region runs from base 1078 to 6315 and encodes 1745 amino acids. Gene Ontology annotation, cellular component: nucleus; chromocenter. Gene Ontology annotation, molecular function: DNA binding; chromatin binding. Lineage: Eukaryota; Metazoa; Chordata; Mammalia; Primates; Hylobatidae.
GAAGGAAGGAAGGAAGGAAGGAAGGAAGAAAGAAAGGUUGGAAGGAAGGAAGGAAAGUAGAGGAUUGAAAUUGGAUGGUUCUCUGUACCCUUUACCUCCUCUAAGUCAAGAAUCACCACAGUCUCAAUUUCCUUGGGAAAGUUACCUAUGUGCUUAUGGUUUCAGCUGGCUUACUGGCCCUCCUACACACACUGGUAAUGCAUAAUGAUCUACUAAGAAUUCAUCGUUUACCCUUUUGAAGAUACUGUGAAAUGUAGGAUAAAUGGUUAUUUAGCAAAAUAAGUUAUACCUCUUGUCAAGGGCUAUAGUGAAACCUUCAGCCUUAUCUCAAGGUACUUUCUAUUCCAGAAGUUGGAAACUCAAAUGCCUGUAGAGGCCAGGUGAUGAGAAUGAAGCAGGAAGCUACUGCAGUGAACUGGAGCGCCAAGUCCUUUCUGGAGGAGCAGCCACUGCUCCAUUCCAGAUAAUUGUUGCAAGGCAGGAACGUUGGCCUAGUGUUACCAUAUUGUCCAGUUUCUCAGGCUACAUUAUUGGAAUUUUGAAGUCAUGAAAACAUCAGAUGAACCAACCUGCAACACCUUGGAUUCAGAUUGGAAGAUAAAGAGAAAGUUUAAAGAAUGUGGCCUAUAAAGGCGGGUACCUGGAAAUAUUAACCGACUCACACUGUAAAAAUGAGACCAGUUUCUAAACAAUAGAGCUUGUCUUAGUACAACAUCAAGGUUCAAGACAAAUGUUGAACUAAAAACUUUACACUCCCCACCCCCAGUUCAGACAGGUACCAGCAUUGGUGAAUUAUGAUUUUCCUUAGUCAGAAGCACUCAUUUUUACCCAUGUAGACCAUCCUUAGGAAUUAAAUAUUGGUUAUUUAAUGUAGAUUAUAAUGGGAAGCUGAUUUUUUUCAUAAUGGCAGAUUUCAAGGACUUGGUUCCAAACUGAGCUGAAGCUUCCCAAUGCGUUUUGUACAGUCUGGGAAAAACUGUGCUGCACUGGCCCACUUUUGAAGGCCAUCAUGCUCUAUAAUAUAAGGAUAUCAUCUUAUUGCUGAUAUCUUUGGAGAGUCCCUAGCAGGCACAGAAAAUGAAUGGAGGCAAAGAGUGUGACGGAGGGGACAAGGAAGGAGGUCUUCCAGCUAUACAAGUUCCUGUGGGUUGGCAGCGUCGCGUGGAUCAAAAUGGAGUGCUUUAUGUCAGUCCCAGUGGGUCUUUGUUAUCUUGCUUGGAGCAGGUUAAAACAUACCUGCUUACUGAUGGAACAUGCAAGUGUGGCUUGGAAUGUCCUCUUAUUCUUCCCAAGGUGUUUAAUUUUGAUCCUGGAGCUGCUGUGAAACAGAGAACCGCAGAAGAUGUUAAGGCAGAUGAAGAUGUCACAAAGCUAUGCAUACAUAAAAGAAAAAUUAUUGCAGUGGCCACACUUCAUAAAAGCAUGGAAGCCCCACAUCCUUCUCUGGUGCUCACCAGUCCUGGAGGAGGAACAAAUGCAACUCCAGUAGUACCUUCUCGGGCAGCAACUCCAAGAUCAGUAAGAAAUAAGUCUCAUGAAGGAAUUACAAAUUCUGUAAUGCCUGAAUGUAAGAAUCCUUUCAAGUUAAUGAUUGGAUCAUCUAACGCCAUGGGAAGGCUGUAUGUACAAGAACUGCCUGGAAGCCAACAACAGGAACUCCACCCUGUCUACCCCCGACAGAGAUUGGGCAGCAGUGAACAUGGACAGAAAUCUCCAUUCCGUGGCAGCCAUGGAGGCCUGCCCAGCCCAGCGUCAUCAGGUUCCCAGAUAUAUGGAGAUGGUUCAAUCUCUCCAAGGACUGACCCGCUUGGAAGUCCUGAUGUUUUCACAAGAAAUAAUCCUGGUUUUCAUGGAGCUCCCAGUUCUAGUCCUGUUCAUCUGAAUAGGACUCCUCUUUCUCCACCUUCAGUAAUGCUACAUGGUUCUCCUGUACAGUCAUCCUGUGCAAUGGCUGGAAGGACUAAUAUACCUCUUUCCCCAACCUUGACUACAAAGAGUCCAGUAAUGAAAAAACCAAUGUGUAAUUUUUCAACUAAUAUGGAAAUACCACGAGCAAUGUUCCACCACAAGCCACCCCAAGGCCCACCUCCCCCUCCUCCACCUUCUUGUGCUCUUCAGAAAAAGCCAUUAACAUCUGAGAAAGAUCCACUUGGCAUUCUUGACCCUAUUCCUAGUAAACCAGUGAAUCAGAACCCUGUUAUCAUUAAUCCAACCAGUUUCCAUUCAAAUGUCCACUCUCAGGUACCUAUGAUGAAUGUAAGCAUGCCUCCUGCUGUUGUUCCUUUGCCAAGUAAUCUCCCAUUGCCAACUGUAAAACCUGGUCACAUGAAUCAUGGGAGUCAUGUACAAAGAGUUCAGCAUUCAGCUUCAACCUCCCUGUCCCCUUCUCCAGUGACAUCCCCAGUGCACAUGAUGGGGACUGGAAUUGGAAGGAUUGAGGCAUCGCCCCAAAGAUCACGCUCAUCUUCCACAUCAUCAGAUCAUGGAAAUUUCAUGAUGCCAUCUGUAGGACCCCAGGCCACAUGUAGUGGUAUUAAGGUUCCACCCAGGUCACCAAGGUCAACAAUAGGGUCCCCAAGGCCAUCAAUGCCAUCAAGCCCUUCUACCAAGUCCGAUGGACAUCAUCAGUACAAGGAUAUCCCUAACCCAUUAAUUGCUGGAAUAAGUAAUGUACUAAAUACCCCAAGCAGUGCAGCUUUUCCUACUGCAUCUGCCGGAAGUGGUUCUGUAAAGAGUCAGCCUGGUUUGCUGGGAAUGCCUUUAAAUCAGAUCUUGAACCAGCACAAUGCUGCCUCCUUUCCAGCAAGUAGUUUACUCUCAGCAGCAGCCAAAGCACAGCUAGCAAAUCAAAACAAACUUGCUGGUAACAACAGUAGCAGCAGUAGCAAUUCUGGAGCUGUUGCCGGCAGUGGCAACACUGAAGGACAUAGCACUUUAAACACCAUGUUCCCUCCUACUGCCAACAUGCUUCUCCCAACAGGUGAAGGGCAAAGUGGUCGAGCAGCACUAAGAGAUAAGCUGAUGUCUCAGCAAAAAGACUCAUUGCGGAAAAGAAAACAACCACCUACGACAGUGUUGAGUUUGCUCAGACAGUCUCAAAUGGAUAGUUCUGCAGUUCCUAAACCUGGACCUGACUUGCUAAGGAAGCAGGGUCAGGGUUCAUUUCCCAUCAGUUCAAUGUCUCAGUUACUACAGUCUAUGAGUUGUCAAAGCUCUCACUUGAGUAGCAAUAGUACCCCGGGUUGUGGGGCCUCAAAUACUGCUUUGCCUUGCUCUGCUAACCAGCUGCAUUUUACAGAUCCCAGUAUGAACUCUAGUGUUCUUCAGAAUUCACUGACACAGAACAUACCUUUAAGAGGGGAAGCCGUGCACUGCCACAAUGCAAACACUAACUUUGUUCACAGUAACAGUCCAGUCCCCAACCACCAUCUUGCAGGUUUAAUAAAUCAGAUUCAGGCUAGCGGGAACUGUGGGAUGCUCAGUCAGUCGGGCAUGGCUUUAGGAAAUUCCUUACAUCCCAAUCCACCUCAGUCAAGAAUUUCAACGUCCUCCACUCCAGUGAUACCAAACAGCAUUGUUAGCAGCUAUAAUCAAACAAGUUCUGAAGCAGGUAGUUCAGGACCAUCAUCCUCCAUAGCCAUAGCGGGCACCAACCACCCUGCCAUCACAAAGACAACAUCUGUUCUUCAAGAUGGCGUCAUAGUCACCACCGCAGCUGGAAACCCACUGCAGAGUCAGCUACCCAUUGGGAGUGAUUUUCCUUUUGUUGGCCAGGAGCACGCACUUCAUUUUCCAUCCAACAGCACUUCAAACAACCAUCUUCCACACCCCUUGAACCCCAGCCUCCUCAGUUCUCUACCUAUCUCUUUGCCAGUGAAUCAACAGCAUCUCCUAAACCAGAAUCUAUUAAAUAUCCUCCAGCCUUCAGCAGGAGAAGGCAAGUCUGAGAUCAACCUCCACCCUUUAGGUUUUCUCAACCCGAAUGUAAACGCUGCUUUAGCUUUUCUCUCCAGUGACAUGGAUGGGCAGGUAUUGCAGCCUGUUCACUUUCAGCUCUUAGCAGCCUUGCUUCAGAACCAAGCCCAAGCAGCUGCCAUGCUUCCCCUGCCAUCUUUCAAUCUGACCAUCUCAGAUCUUUUGCAACAGCAAAAUACCCCUUUACCCUCAUUAACACAGAUGACAGCCCCACCAGACCAUUUGCCAAGCAAUCAGUCAGACAACAGCCGAGCUGAGACCCUUUUAACCAGCCCCAUGGGGAACCCUUUACCAAGCUUUGCAAGCAGUGACACUACUUUUAACCCCCUGUUCCUCCCAGCUGUCAAUGGGGCCUCAGGAUUAAUGACCUUGAAUCCCCAGCUGUUGGGAGGUGUCCUGAACUCGGCAUCGGCCAACACCGCUAAUCAUCCAGAGGUUUCCAUAGCAACCUCCUCCCAGGCAACCACUACCACAACCACUACAUCAUCAGCAGUGGCAGCACUGACUGUCUCAACACUUGGUGGGACAGCAGUGGUGUCAAUGGCAGAAACAUUGCUGAAUAUAUCUAAUAAUGCUGGGAAUACACCUGGUCCAGCUAAACUCAACAGUAACUCUGUGGUGCCACAGCUACUUAACCCUCUACUGGGGACAGGUCUACUUGGUGAUAUGUCAUCAAUAAACAAUACUUUGAAUAACCAUCAACUGACUCAUCUACAGUCGCUGUUAAACAACAAUCAGAUGUUUCCUCCAAAUCAGCAACAGCAGCAACUUCUCCAGGGGUACCAGAAUCUCCAGGCAUUCCAAGGACAGUCCACAAUUCCUUGCCCAGCUAACAAUAACCCCAUGGCUUGUCUGUUUCAGAACUUUCAGGUGAGAAUGCAGGAAGAUGCAGCUCUCCUAAACAAAAGAAUAAGCACUCAGCCUGGGCUCACAGCACUUCCUGAGAAUCCAAACACUGCACUUCCACCUUUUCAAGAUACACCUUGUGAGUUGCAACCGAGGAUUGACCCAUCUCUUGGUCAACAGGUGAAGGAUGGCCUCGUUGUGGGUGGCCCAGGUGAUGCUUCCGUAGAUGCCAUUUACAAAGCAGUUGUCGAUGCAGCCAGCAAAGGAAUGCAGGUUGUCAUCACCACUGCAGUCAACAGUACAACUCAGAUCAGCCCCAUUCCAGCUCUGAGUGCCAUGAGUGCCUUCACUGCCUCAAUUGGUGACCCAUUAAAUCUCUCCAGUGCUGUCAGUGCGGUCAUUCAUGGACGGAACAUGGGCGGUGUUGAUCAUGAUGGUAGGCUGAGGAAUUCAAGAGGGUCUCGGCUGCCCAAGAAUCUAGACCAUGGGAAAAAUGUGAACGAAGCAGAUGGGUUUGAAUAUUUCAAGUCAGCAAGUUGCCACACAUCCAAAAAACAGUGGGACGGGGAGCAAAGCCCCAGAGGGGAGCGAAACAGGUGGAAGUACGAGGAAUUUUUAGAUCAUCCAGGCCAUAUCCACAGUAGUCCUUGUCAUGAAAGGUCCAACAAUGUCUCUACACUGCCAUUUCUGCCUGGGGAACAGCACCCAAUACUGUUACCACCAAGAAACUGUCCAGGGGAUAAAAUUCUAGAGGAAAAUUUCAGGUAUAAUAACUACAAAAGAACUAUGAUGAGUUUUAAGGAGAGACUAGAGAACACUGUGGAAAGAUGUGCACACAUUAAUGGGAAUAGACCUCGACAGAGUCGGGGAUUUGGAGAGCUGCUAAGCACUGCAAAGCAAGACCUGGUCCUAGAGGAGCAGUCUCCAAGUUCCUCAAAUAGUUUGGAAAAUUCUCUGGUCAAAGACUACAUCCAUUACAAUGGAGACUUUAAUGCCAAAAGCAUUAAUGGGUGUGUGCCUAGCCCUUCAGAUGCUAAAAGCAUUAGUAGUGAAGAUGACCUAAGGAAUCCAGACUCCCCCUCUUCAAAUGAAUUGAUACAUUAUAGACCAAGGACGUUCAAUGUUGGCGACUUGGUCUGGGGCCAAAUCAAAGGACUCACUUCCUGGCCUGGAAAAUUAGUAAGAGAAGACGACGUUCACAAUUCAUGUCAACAAAGCCCCGAGGAAGGGAAGGUCUGGGUAAUGUGGUUUGGUCUUCAUACCUUCACUCAGGUGGAGCCCGAGAAGUUGAAGACACUAACAGAAGGUUUGGAAGCCUACAGCCGUGUCCGGAAAAGGAACAGAAAAAGUGGAAAGCUAAAUAACCAUUUAGAAGCUGCUAUUCAUGAGGCCAUGAGUGAACUGGACAAAAUGUCUGGGACUGUACACCAAAUCCCACAGGGUGACAGACAAAUGAGACCCCCCAAACCCAAGAGGAGGAAGAUCUCCAGAUAACAGAGACUACUCCACUAAUGCGCAGUGUUUAUUAAAGGAACAUGCACAGAUGUAUCUGUAUAUAGGUAUUGAUAUAGCCACAGUUAUAUCAAUAUUUAGACUAUGGCAGAUAGCUACCACCACCACAGGGUGCUAAAAGAAACAGUGAUACAAAAUUUCUUUGAUCAGGAAGGAUAAUGAAUGCUGGAAAAACCAAUCAAAAUCUCUGUGUGAUGAGAGUGAUAAAUGGUCAAGAGAUUACUGAGAAACUCUUUUUCUAUAAUACUAAAUUGUGAUUAUAAGAAAUAGUCCAAAUGUUUCUGAAGAAUUUUCAAUGUUGUAUAUAGAAAAUACAGAAUUUCAUGGUGAUAUCGGAAAUGUAAAUAUUGUACAAUAUUGUCAUGUACAAGCGUACCUAAUGCACACUUUAUCUUUUAUUGUACAAAGAAAUAGUGUACAAAAUUCUUUGGUUUCUAUGGAGUACACCUACCAGAGACUACCAGUGUAAAGUGAUAAAUAAAAAUACAACCUAAAUGCUUUUCUAUGAUAAUGUAAAA